AUGGCUAAAUCAGGAGUUCAAAAAUGUGAAAUGAGUCAGGAACAGUUAAAUGCCAUUGAGGAGAAAGAAUUUACUAUUGGUCCAUUAUCCAUUUUAACAAAUGCUGUUCGUCAAAAUACUCAAAUUCUUAUUAAUUGUAGGAAUAAUAAAAAAUUACUUGGACGUGUCAAAGCUUUUGAUCGCCAUUUCAAUAUGAUUUUGGAGGAUGUCAGAGAAUUAUGGACUGAAACACCUAAAACUGGAAAAGGAAAAAAGAAGGGACAAGCAAUUGCCAAAGAUCGUUUUAUUUCAAAAAUGUUUCUUCGGGGUGAUUCUGUAAUUUUGGUAUUAAAAAAUCCUUUUGCUGAAUAA
Strongyloides ratti is the source of this 351-nucleotide messenger RNA. Its product is annotated as Small nuclear ribonucleoprotein Sm D2. The record is from RefSeq and is a predicted model, not a curated record. NCBI's taxonomy places the organism in Eukaryota, Metazoa, Nematoda, Chromadorea, Rhabditida, Strongyloididae. Bases 1 to 351 code for a protein of 116 amino acids. Gene Ontology annotation, cellular component: precatalytic spliceosome; U5 snRNP; U2 snRNP. The transcript has a single exon. Gene Ontology annotation, biological process: spliceosomal snRNP assembly; RNA splicing. Gene Ontology annotation, molecular function: RNA binding.